Molecule: messenger RNA, 1925 nt
Organism: Pseudophryne corroboree (corroboree frog)
Lineage: Eukaryota; Metazoa; Chordata; Amphibia; Anura; Myobatrachidae
Product: E3 ubiquitin/ISG15 ligase TRIM25-like
Exons: 1
Coding region: 32-1720 (562 amino acids)
Molecular function (GO): zinc ion binding; protein binding
Source: RefSeq, a predicted model, not a curated record
UCACUUUCAUUUCUCUCUUCUGCUUCCAGCGAUGGCGUCUGCUGAUCUGAGACGGGAGCUGCACUGUUCCAUCUGCCUGAGCAUUUAUACAGAUCCUGUAACACUGAGAUGUGGCCACAACUUCUGCCGGGUCUGUAUUGAUCAUGUGCUGGAUACACAGGAGGCGUCUGGAGCUUAUACCUGUCCUGACUGCAGAGCAGAGUGUCAGGAGCGUCCUGCACUGCAGAGGAACAUAACGCUGUGUAACAUAGUGGGGAGGUUCCUGUGUACUCGGCCAGAUCAGGAGGAGACUGGGAUCUUCUGCACUUACUGUGUGGACUCUCCUGUACCUGCUGCUAAAUCCUGUCUGCUGUGUGAGGCUUCUCUGUGUGAUAAUCACCUGAGAGUACACAGCAAGUCAGCAAAACACGUCUUAUGUGAUCCCACCACUGCCCUGGGGAACAGGAAAUGCUCCGUCCAUAAGAAGGUCCUGGAGUAUUACUGCACUGAGGACGCUGCCUGUAUCUGUGUGUACUGCUCAGCUGGAGAACAUCGGGGACACCAUGUGGAGUCACUGGAUGAUGCCUCUAAGAAGACAAAGAGAAAACUGAGAAAUGUACUGAAGAAACUGACCAUAAAGAGAGUGAGGGCUGAGAAAAGAGUCCAGAGUCUGCAGGAGCGCAGGAGAGAAGAUCAGGGAAAAGCAGCUGGUGUAACAGAGACAGUCACUGCCCUGUUUAGAGACAUCAGGAGACAUCUGGAUGACCUGGAGAAGAGAGUCCUGAGUGAGAUCUCCAGGCAGGAACACCGCGUUUCACUCUCAGUCUCUGAUCUGAUCCAGCAGCUGGAAAUAAAGAGGGACCAGAUGUCCAGGAAGAUGCGUCACAUUGAGGAGCUGUGUAACAUGUCUGAUCCAGUGACUGUCUUACAGGAACCAGACACAGGGGACCUGUGUGAUACUGAGGACACAGAGAGACAUGAUAUCCAGGUCCGUGGUGCAGGAGAUCUGGAUGUGGGUCUCAUCUCAGAGACAUUACACACAUUAUCUGAUAUAAUAACAGGUAUAAAUACAGGGAUCUAUGUGCAGGAGGCUACAGACAUAUUACUGGAUGUAACCGAAGCUGGUGAUACAGAGUCUGAUAUAAUAACAGGUAUAAAUACAGGGAUCUAUGUGCAGGAGGCUACAGACAUAUUACUGGAUGAGAACACAGCUGGUAAUAAUGUACAGAUAUCAGGUGACAGGAAAACUGCAUCAUGGUCAGAUAUAAACCAGAAUCGCCCAGUAACACCAGAGAGAUUUCGGUGUGAUCAGGUAAUAAGUACCAGGGGAUUCUCCUCAGGGCGACAUUACUGGGAAGUGGAUGUCAAUAAGUCAGAGUACUGGAGGAUGGGGAUGUGUUAUCCCAGUAUAGGCAGGAGAGGACGUCGGUCAGUCAUUGGGGAAAAUAAAAAAUCCUGGGGUUUGGUUAGGUAUAUUAAUCAGUACUUCGUGAUACAUGACAGUAUAGCUAUCCGGUUACCUGACAAUAUCCCCUGUGACAGAGUGAGGGUAUAUCUGGAUUAUGAGGCAGGACAGCUGUCCUUUUAUACUCUGUGUGACCCCAUCAGACACUUACACACCUUUACGGCUUCCCUCACUGAGCCCCUCCAUGCUGUUAUAGGUUUCUUAGGAGGUUUAUCUGUAGGGGACGAUGGUAUAACUAUAUGUGGGGAAGUCAGGAGCUGGGAAAAAUUACCAUAAGUAAUCUGCCCAGAGACUGGUGACAUCACAGGGAAGGGAAUCUGAUUGAGGGAAUAUUAAGUCAAUAAACUGAAGCAGUGGGUGGAGCUACAGCUGAGCCCCUCCCCUGGGUAACCAGGUGACCAGUGUGUGGAUGUGUUCCCAUAUUAUAUGCUGUCAUUAUAAAUAUAUAAAUAUACAUUUCUGUGGGAUUUCUCCACCUCUG